UCUCUGGAGACCCAUGGAGGGAGAUGGCGGGUAAUCCCAGGGAGAAGGAUCACUUCAGCCAUGCGCCGCGGAUAUUAAACGCCUUAGACUAUACUACAUGCCGGUGGGAUCGACUAAGUGGGUGGAUAUUUGGACAUAACACAGGAAUUGAUCCCUUGACGCGCAGAAUGAACCGCGAAAGGGACAGAUGGGACGCGGGCAAACCGGAGACUUUGUUGGCAAUUUUGUGGAAUCCACGUAGCGUCACUAUGGAGCCUUUAUUUUCUCUGAGCUGCUCAGAAAGCCUUCGUGUCUUCACAGAGGUGAAGGAAGUUAAGUGAGGUGAGCUUGUAGUAGAAUGGUCCUCCUCGGAUGGGACUCUGAGGGAAGGCGAUGGCAGCUUUUCACCACAGCAACCCAACGGACAGGGACAUCAGGAGGGUUCUCCAAAAACUUCUAAUCAUGCUCUCUCUGGGAAUAAUCUGUGUCUCUCUUUUCUACUUCCUCGCGGGAUGCUGCGAGUCGGACAUAAGGGAAAACUCCAUCUCUCAAAGACCCGCCAGUGAGUUUCUUUUAUCAGGAUGGUAUCAUGACAGAAACGGGACGUUGUAUAAGGACGUUGUAAUGGUACAGAAUGAAGAUGGAUACCCAGUAGCCGGGGAGAGGAGCACAAUAACUCCGGUUUUGGAGACGAAUAACUCGGUUAAAGAUUUGAUGGCGACACGGCGGUUACCCCAAGCCCUCAUUAUAGGGGUAAAGAAGGGUGGCACGAGGGCUCUUUUGGAGUUUCUCAGGCUGCACCCGGACAUCCGCGCGCUGGGCUCUGAACCGCACUUCUUUGACCGGCAUUACGCACGAGGUUUGGACUGGUACAGGAGUAUGAUGCCCAGGGCCUUGGAUGGCCAGGUUGUCAUGGAGAAGACACCGCGUUAUUUUGUUACCGUGGAGACCCCGGGGCGUGUACACUCCAUGUCGCAUGACGUGAAGCUGAUUGUGGUGGUCCGAGACCCUGUGACCCGGGCCAUCUCUGACUACACCCAGAUCAUCUCCAAGACCCCCCACAUCCCCACCUUCGAGACCCUCGCCUUCAAGAACCGCACCAAUGGUGAGAUCGACUCUCUGUGGAGCCCUCUAUGGAUCGGACUGUACGCCCAGCACCUGGAGCGUUGGCUGGCCUGGUUCCCCCGGGCCCAGAUCCAUCUGGUCAGUGGGGAGGGCCUCAUCUCCGACCCAGCCGGAGAACUAGGAAAGGUCCAGGACUUUCUGGGCCUUCAGAGGAUUGUGACGGACAAGCACUUCUACUUCAAUAAGACUAAAGGUUUCCCCUGCCUGAAGAAACCGGAGGGCAGCAGCAAGCCCCACUGCCUGGGGAAGACUAAAGGCAGGACACACGCCUCCAUUGAUCCGGAAGUGAUCCGGAGACUGAGGGAGUUCUAUAGGCCGCACAACCAGCGGUUCUAUCAGAUGGCUGGCCAGAACUUUGGAUGGCAAUGAGGACUCAGUAGGGAUACCAAGGUAAAUCAUGCAUCCAGAGUAACAAAGACACUCAGGCAUGGUUCACAGGGACAGGGACAGGGACAGACAUUAAUGCCAUGUUGGACAUGCAGGACAAAUCUAAUAAGACCAACUACAAUCCACAGCAUGUGCUCUUUGAUUACAACCUUAUUGAUGCCCAAAGCGAAAGAGUACACUUUCUACUCAAACAGGCAUAAAUCCUUCUCACAAAUCGAUUUUCAUACUAUUAUCUACACCUCCAUUUUCUAUAAUCAAGAAAAUAGAAAUUGGACAUAUGAGCUUGUCUGACCACCAUGCUUACCACUGCCAACUGUCAGAAUCUCCUAAAAUACCCACAAGAUGGCGUUUCAACGUUUCUUUCACACAAAAACCCUACAUUCUGUAAUCAAUUUGAAAUUGAGAUAAAUUAAUUCAUAACGAUCAAUAACAAAAAGUGGUCGAUGACCCCAGGAUUCUAUGGGAUGCCAGCGUAGGUUUUUGCUAAAGAUAAUGCAUUUGUAUCUGUUUUGAAUAAAUCACAAUCAAAAAAAUAUAUCAGAUUUGGAAAUGUUGUGCACUUUUAGAGCUAAACAAACACUAUUUCCAGACCAGGUAACUAUUACUCUUUCCAAAGUCAUGACAGAACUUCGUUUAUUGAUAAAGACAGAGUGCAGAACUUGCCUUCCAUCGAGUUCGAUUCAACCAUUACUUCCAUGGUCCCAUUCGUUUACUGGCUGACAAACUACGCAGUAACAAACAAUUAGCUGGCAAAGCGGCUAUUGAAUCUGAAACAUUGAAAUUACUAUCAGAACCCAAAUGAAUCAAUCAAAGAUUCUUCCGCUUUUAUAAAUAACUGUACACCUCUGAUUAUAAAUCCACACCAAAAAAUAAUGAAGAACUCUUCUCUCAACAGAGAAAGACAACUUGCCGGGAUCCCAAAUCUCGCUCAAUGAACUGAAAGGGGAGUUGGAUGGCAUGAAUAAAGGCAAACCACCUGGAUGGGUGGUUAUUCCUCCUGAGGUCUAUUUAACAUUUUGGAAUCAAUUAGGUUGAAAUGUUAAAUACGUUCACAAAGGGUUCAUUUGGACGAGAUGUGAUACAAUGUAAUGACAUAGCCACAUACUGUUGAUACAAUGUAAUGACAUAGCCACAUACUGUUGAUAGAAUGUAAUGACAUAGCCUCAUACUGUUGAUACAAUGUAAUGACAUAGCCACGUACAGAGUAAUGACAUAGCCACAUACUGUUGAUAGAAUGUAAUGACAUAGCCACAUACUGUUGAUACAAUGUAAUGACAUAGCCACGUACAGAGAAAUGACAUAGCCACAUACUGUUGAUACAAUGUAAUGACAUAGCCACGUACAGAGAAAUGACAUAGCCACAUACUGUUGAUAGAAUGUAAUGACAUAGCCACCUACUGUUGAUAAAAUGUAAUGACAUAGCCACGUACAGAGUAAUGACAUAGCCACAUACUGUUGAUAGAAUGUAAUGACAUAGCCACAUACUGUUGAUACAAUGUAAUGACAUAGCCACGUACAGAGAAAUGACAUAGCCACAUACUGUUGAUACAAUGUAAUGACAUAGCCACAUACUGUUGAUACAAUGUAAUGACAUAGCCACAUACUGUUGAUAGAAUGUAAUGACAUAGCCACAUACUGUUGAUACAAUUUAAUGACAUAGCCACGUACAGAGAAAUGACAUAGCCACAUACUGUUGAUACAAUGUAAUGACAUAGCCACAUACUGUUGAUACAAUGUAAUGACAUAGCCACGUACAGAGUAAUGACAUAGCCACAUACUGUUGAUAGAAUGUAAUGACAUAGCCACAUACUGUUGAUAGAAUGUAAUGACAUAGCCACAUACUGUUGAUACAAUGUAAUGACAUAGCCACGUACAGAGAAAUGACAUAGCCACAUACUGUUGAUACAAUGUAAUGACAUAGCCACAUACUGUUGAUACAAUGUAAUGACAUAGCCACGUACAGAGUAAUGACAUAGCCACAUACUGUUGAUAGAAUGUAAUGACAUAGCCACAUACUGUUGAUACAA
Oncorhynchus nerka (sockeye salmon) is the source of this 3518-nucleotide messenger RNA. RefSeq names its product heparan sulfate glucosamine 3-O-sulfotransferase 6-like. The transcript is spliced from 3 exons. Bases 373 to 1473 code for a protein of 366 amino acids. The record is from RefSeq and is a predicted model, not a curated record. Gene Ontology annotation, molecular function: [heparan sulfate]-glucosamine 3-sulfotransferase activity. Lineage: Eukaryota; Metazoa; Chordata; Actinopteri; Salmoniformes; Salmonidae.